Molecule: messenger RNA, 1656 nt
Organism: Clarias gariepinus (North African catfish)
Lineage: Eukaryota; Metazoa; Chordata; Actinopteri; Siluriformes; Clariidae
Product: potassium voltage-gated channel subfamily A member 5
Exons: 1
Coding region: 1-1656 (551 amino acids)
Biological process (GO): potassium ion transmembrane transport; protein homooligomerization
Cellular component (GO): membrane; voltage-gated potassium channel complex
Molecular function (GO): protein binding; delayed rectifier potassium channel activity
Source: RefSeq, a predicted model, not a curated record
AUGGAGAUAGCCUUGGUGAGUUUGGAGAACGGAGGCGCGAGAGGGAGCGCGAACGAUGCCGGGGAAGGCUGUGGCGGCGCGCGCGAGCGCUACAAGGAUGAGAGUGUCAAGGAGCUGAACCUGGAGCCGAGCGCGUGGAGAAUGAACGACAUGAGCGACACGUUCAGCUGCGCCGAGAGCGCCGUGGAUGCGCUGCUGCGCGCCGACCGCGUCCCUCACCUCUUUGACGAGGACCUGUCGGACGUAGUGGACGUGAUGGACAACGUGGAUCAUGACGGGAGCAACGAACGCGUGCUCAUUAACAUCGCGGGGCUGAGGUACGAGACGCAGCUGGGCACCCUAAACCAGUUUCCUGACACCUUGUUGGGAGACCCAGACAAAAGGAUCAAGUACUUUGACCCACUUCGGAAUGAGUACUUCUUUGACCGGAACCGGCCAAGUUUCGAUGGGAUCCUGUACUUCUACCAGUCAGGAGGGAAAAUCCGGAGGCCGGUCAAUGUGUCUAUAGAUGUAUUUGCUGAUGAAAUACGGUUCUACCAACUGGGUGAAGAGGCUAUGGAGCGUUUCCGUGAAGAUGAGGGCUUCAUAAAGGAGGAAGAGAAACCCCUACCACUCAAUGAGUUCCAGAAACAGGUGUGGCUUAUUUUUGAGUACCCCGAAAGCUCGAGUCCUGCCCGUGGCAUCGCCAUUGUAUCAGUGAUUGUCAUCACCAUAUCCAUCAUCACUUUCUGCCUAGAGACGUUGCCUGAGUUUAGGGACGAGAGGGAGCUUCAAGCAGCGAGCAGGACAGCUGCCAACUCCACUUUACAAGCUCGCCCUUCUCUCACUUUCUCCGAUCCCUUUUUUGUUGUUGAAACCACCUGUGUGAUUUGGUUCACCUUCGAGCUUAUCGUCAGGUUCUUUGCCUGCCCCAGCAAGUCAGAGUUCUCCAAAACUGUCAUGAACAUCAUAGACAUCAUGUCCAUCAUGCCAUACUUUAUCACUGUAGGGACGGAGCUGGUGGAGCAACAGUAUGGUCAGGAUCAUGACAAUGGACCACAGCAGCAGCAGCAGGCCAUGUCACUGGCCAUCUUGCGAGUUAUUAGACUAGUGAGGGUGUUUCGCAUCUUUAAGCUCUCACGCCACUCUAAAGGUCUUCAGAUCUUGGGGCAGACUCUAAAGGCCAGCAUGAGAGAGCUAGGCCUCCUUAUCUUCUUCCUUUUUAUUGGUGUGAUUCUUUUCUCAAGCGCUGUGUACUUUGCUGAGGCUGACGAGCCUGAGUCGCAUUUCUCCAGUAUCCCAGACGCCUUCUGGUGGGCUGUAGUUACAAUGACCACCGUGGGUUAUGGUGACAUGAGGCCUGUAACAGUUGGUGGAAAAAUUGUAGGUUCAUUGUGCGCCAUCGCUGGUGUGUUGACCAUUGCACUGCCAGUGCCUGUGAUCGUAUCCAACUUCAAUUAUUUCUACCAUCGAGAGACUGACCAGGAACAAGCUGCACUCAAGGAUGAACCCUCCAAUGAUGUCCAUGGAUGCAGCAGGUCACCUCCCAAUUCCGCAGGAGAUAUAGAAAGUCAGGACACACCAGUGGGAAAGGCUAACAUUAAAGCAAACAGCAGCACAGACAUUAAAGGUUCCCUCUAUGCGUUUUGCCUAGACACAAGGGAAACAGACUUGUAG